AUGGAAAACAAGCUUGCCGUCGAUAGCGAAGCGAUUGGAUCGAGGCAGGAUCAGUUUAUGUAUGUCUUUUCGCGCCUCGAGAAGCUCGCAUGGAAGAACACCGGAACAUACGUGAAACACUCGCGAGACACUGCCGGUCCGGACGACCUACUCGCGUACCUCGAAGGCAUGUAUAGAGACCCGAACGCGCAAUCACGGGCCCCAUUCAACCGGUUCCUACCGAAGCUCGAGAAGGAAUUCGCAGACGCUGGAGCUAUCAACUGGCCAGACGAGGCUCGGCGGCAGAUCUUACUAGGCGCAUUGAAUGAAGAAAUGAGCGCGGCGCUGAUGAAUCGCGGUGUUCCCGCUACCUAUUCGGGGCUGGUUAGCCGCCUACACGAAAUCACCACCGACAUGGACGCUUUGAACCUAAGUAAGAAUAGAAACAAUAAAUCAUCCCGUCGCCGACAGAAGGACCCGGACCCGGAUGCAAUGGAUUGGACCCCUGCUAUUAGCGCUAACCGCGUUAACCAUCGAGAGAAUCGUUCCCGAAAAGGUGUCGAUAAGCGGGCGAAAUGGGCUAGUCAUGAAGAGAUGAUCCGACGUCGUGAGGAAGACCUUUACCUCCGUUGUGGAAGUGAUAACCAUCACAUUAUAGAAUGUUCCUAUCGACCCGCCGAACGCCCGAGCUCUAGCCGCGUCGCCGCCGGACAGACGAAGAAGGACCGAAAAGGUAUCGUUUCUACGGCGAAACGAAGUCGAGUAAAGAAAGCACACCCAGCGAUUAAGGAUAGCGAGAGUGAUUCUAUAGGAGACGAGACCGAAUCCCUUUCGGUCACUAGGAACGAGUCGGAAAACGAAUAG
Messenger RNA from Penicillium brasilianum, 843 nucleotides. Lineage: Eukaryota; Fungi; Ascomycota; Eurotiomycetes; Eurotiales; Aspergillaceae. The record is from the annotation of a GenBank genome assembly.